CGGCGGGAUGCACUCCUAUUUCCGCCCUACUUGAUGGACAUUCGGCGAUCGCCUUAGCACAUGCCAGCCGCCGACUUCCUACUGCGCCUCCCGCGGCUCACAUGCCUGCUGCUUCUGCUGCUAGCUGUGCACGCGCUCGGCAGCGCUAAUGGUAGCGGGUCCGAGGAGGCCCUGUCGAUGGCCCCGACGACGAGCCCGCCCAAUGCGACCCACAUCGACAAUUGCCACCAAAUCGUGGGCGCUGCCAUCAACAUGAGCUGCAGCGCCGACUCGAUCUUCCAGUUGGGCACGCUCGCGAUGAACGAGUCGUCGCUCGACGCCUUUUGCAGCGACCCGAGCUGCGGCAAGAAGCUCACGGCCCUCAUCGCCGCGCGCGACCAAUGCAACGACAUCGAGCUCUCCGUCUUCUUUGAGCUCGCCGACAUGGACGGGUGGCCGCAGUUCCAGAACAUUUGCGCGCCCACGUGCCGGCCGCAGUACAUUGAGUUUGCCAACCAGUGGUACAACUGCCAAUCCUUGGACGAGAAGGCGCCGCCCGACGCCCCGCCGGUGCGCGUCGCCUGCACGGGCUGUCACAAGGUCAACGAAUCCAUCAGCGACGUCUCGUUCGUCGCGACGUGCGGCGGCCUCGUCGACUUUAUCCGUCGCAUGCUCGCCGAGCGCCAGCUCUCGAGCCAAAAUGCGCCGUUCGACAUGAACCAUUUGAUUGGGACGUGUGCCAAGUACGCCAACAUCUCGAUGGUACCCCCGCGCAUGGUGGACGCCCCCCACAAACCCGGGAGUCCGUUCCUGCUGAUUGUGAUUGUGCUUGGUGGCCUCGGCGCGAUGGGGCUUGUCGUCGGCUGCUUUCGGCGCUGGCGCCGCGAAGACGUGCCCGCCGAGAUCGACCAAAACCGGCUCUUGUCGCGGUCGUCGGGCGGGCGGUCGACGACGCGCACUGGCAGUGCACCGACGACCGAAGGCCGGGCGUCUGGCGACAUCUUGCGUCCAGCGGACGUAACGAUUCUCGACCGGCUGCGCGUCGACGAUGCCAGCGUCGUUCGGACGCGGCUCCUCGCCAAAGGCGCACACGGCGAAGUCUACCUUGGCAAGUACAAUGGCGAGCGCGUCGCGAUCAAGUGCCUUCUUCCGGGCCGGACGAGCCAGCACGAGGCGCAAGCCAUGGUCGACGAGAUCAAAAUGCUCUCCCGACUCGACAGCCCGUUCGUUGUCGCGUUCUAUGGCGUGUGCUUUCUUCGAAAUGCGCCCCUCGCGCGGCUCUCGUUCCUGGUCGAGUUUAUGGACCGCGGUGACCUCCGCGACCUCUUGGUGCUUUCGGCGGCCGAUCCCGCGGCGCUCUUUCCAUGGCUCGAGAAGCUCCAGUGCGCGUGGAGCGUCGCCCAAGGCCUCGUGUACCUUCAUGAAAGUUCGGUCAUCCACCGCGACCUCAAAUCCCGCAACGUUCUCCUCGACUCGGUCAAGGGCACCAAGCUCACGGACUUUGGCGUCUCGCGCCAUACGUCCAAGACGCUCACGAUGACGGCUGGCGUCGGCACGUACCGCUGGAUGGCGCCGGAGCUCUUGAGCGAGAACCAGUACACGGUCGCCGCCGACGUCUUCUCGUUCGGCAUGGUGCUCUCGGAGCUCCUGACGCACCGCAUUCCGUACUCGGACCUAAUGUCGAAGAACGGCCUGCCGCUUGUAGACACGGCAAUCAUCAAUAUGGUCAUCAACGGCGCGAUCACACCGACGCUGCCCGACGACUGCCCGUCCUGGGCACGCGACCUCACGCUGGCGUGUAUCGCUGCCGACGCCAACGCCCGACCAAGUGCGAGGCAAGUCGCCGCGAUCCUGCACCAACAGCUCGUGCUCGCGGUCCCAUAACUUAACCUAUUUAUCGUCUCAUGGUUAUUAGUCUCC
This is a messenger RNA of Saprolegnia diclina VS20, 1899 nucleotides long. RefSeq names its product TKL protein kinase. Bases 61 to 1863 code for a protein of 600 amino acids. Gene Ontology annotation, biological process: protein phosphorylation. Gene Ontology annotation, molecular function: protein kinase activity; ATP binding. The record is from RefSeq and is a predicted model, not a curated record. The transcript is spliced from 2 exons. NCBI's taxonomy places the organism in Eukaryota, Oomycota, Saprolegniomycetes, Saprolegniales, Saprolegniaceae.